AUGGAGGACUCAAGCCUCUUCAUGCAGUGGGCGAUGGACACGCUGCUGCAGGAGGAGGAGCCUGCGGUCGACGACGUGCACUGGGCGACGGACACGCUGCUGCAGGAGGAGGAGCCUGCGGCGGUCGACGACGGCGAGGCAGUAGUCUUCCCCUCGCUCCAAGCGCUCCGCGACGCCUCCCACGCGUCGGAGAUGGUGCGGGAGCAGAUGGCCGUGGCCGCCGCCGAAACCCACGACGCGGCGGCAAACAGCUUGUCGAGCGGCGGUUCCGGCGACGGCGGCGAGGUCACGGACGGCGGGAGCAGCGGGGCCACCGACCCUGCACCCCCGCGGGCUGCUGCCGCCACGGAUUACUACGGCGGAUCCUGGCCGCCACAGUCGCCGAACUCGUCGUUCGCGCGCGCGCCAGCGCCAGCGCCGCCGAGCAGCAACAGCAACAGCAACACCAGCCUGCCGACGGUGAGCUGGAACUUCGUCACCGGCUCAGCGAAGCCUGGCAGCGAGGGCGUGCUGGAGGAAGCCGCCGUCCCGGCACGCAGCUUGCCGCCGCCGGAGCUGGCUCAACGCCGCUGGUUGUCACCGCCGACGCCGAGAAGAGUCCACCCAAUACGCGGCAUGGGAGCCCCAUCGUCGAUGUUGUGCACGCCGGACCACGUCGUCGCGGAGCGCAAGCGCCGGGAGAAGAUCAACAAGCGCUUGAUCGAGCUCUCCACCGUCAUCCCAGGCCUCAAGAAGAUGGACAAGGCGACGAUCCUCUCCGACGCGGCCAAGUACGUGAAGGAGCUCCAGCAGCGGCUCAAGGCCCUGGAAGAGGCUGCCGCCGGCAGCAUCAGGAGCAAAGCUCCGCCGCCGGCGGACGAGAAUGGCGGCUCCGGGUCGCCGACGUCGGCAUCCUCCUCGUCGGGGCCACCCGCACUUCCAGAGAUCGAGGCACGGUUCUCGGAGAGGAGUGUGAUGGUGAGGAUCCAUUGCGGCGGCGGCAAAGGGGUUGCGGCGGCAGCGGUCGCCGUGGUCGAGGGCCUCGGGCUCACCAUCGUCCAUGCCAAUGUCAUGCCCUUCUCGGCUUGCACUAUCACCAUAACCAUCACAGCAGAGAUGGAGGGCCCCCGCCUCAGCUUGACAACGGAGCAGAUUGCUGGCAAGCUCAAGUCUGCAUUAUCACACCAGCGUAGCAUCAGCUGCAAAGAUACCCAAGAGACAGAAAAUUGA
Molecule: messenger RNA, 1209 nt
Organism: Miscanthus lutarioriparius
Lineage: Eukaryota; Viridiplantae; Streptophyta; Magnoliopsida; Poales; Poaceae
Source: the annotation of a GenBank genome assembly